Monopterus albus (swamp eel) is the source of this 7949-nucleotide messenger RNA. Its product is annotated as collagen alpha-1(XIV) chain-like. Gene Ontology annotation, molecular function: protein binding. The record is from RefSeq and is a predicted model, not a curated record. The transcript has 48 exons. NCBI's taxonomy places the organism in Eukaryota, Metazoa, Chordata, Actinopteri, Synbranchiformes, Synbranchidae. Bases 173 to 5809 code for a protein of 1878 amino acids. Gene Ontology annotation, cellular component: interstitial matrix.
UGUCUGACUUUCCUCCUGUUGCCAGAGGGAGCUGACAGUUGGUGAACAGAGUGGAUCAGAGUCGCUUGGGGACUGGUGAGCUUCUCGUUCAGCUGUCCGGAGGAGAGCGACAGAGCCUGGAAACGUAUGAUCUGAGAAGGUGUGUCGUGUCCUCUUGUCUGCUGGAAUCAGGAUGCAGUUCUCAGUCAGACUCGGCCUUUGCCUGCUGGGCUUUGUUCUCAUCUCUCUGUCCCCUCAGCCAGCGCGAGGCCAAGUUUCAUCGCCACGGAGGUUUCGUGCCAAAGCCCUGAGUCCCACCAAGCUGCAGGUGUCAUGGAAAGAGCCGAAAGGAGAGUUUGAAAGCUACAAGGUCAUCUACACCACACGGCCAGGUGGAGAGCACCGGGAGGUGCAGGUAUCAAAGCAGGAAGCAAAGCUGCUCAUUGAGGACUUCAACCCCACUAACGAAUACAACUUUAAGAUCACUGCAGUCGGAAGAGGACGAGAGAGCAAACCUCUUCAUGCCAAACAUGAAGCUCAGCGAUCAGGUGUUGAGACAGUUCAGCCCCUGAGGAGAGAAGACAUUGGUGUAACUGUGGGGAACAAUGAGAUCUCAGAAGCUGAAGUGGGGUUUUUGUGUAAGACUCCAGCCAUAGCUGACAUCGUGAUUCUGGUGGACGGCUCCUGGAGUAUCGGUCGCAUCAACUUCAGGCUGGUCAGGAUGUUCUUGGAAAACCUGGUCAGGGCCUUUUCUGUGGAGUUUGACAAGACCAGGAUCGGCCUGGCUCAGUACAGUGGAGACCCCAGGAUCGAGUGGCAUCUUAACGCCUACACCACCAAAGAGGCUGUGAUCGAUGCUGUGAAGAACCUGCCGUAUAAAGGAGGAAACACACUGACAGGUCUGGCUCUGAACUUCAUCCUGGACAACAGCUUCAAACCAGAGGCUGGAUCCAGACCUGGCAUUCCCAAGAUAGGAAUCCUCAUCACAGACGGGAAAUCCCAGGAUGAUGUGAUACCGCCCGCACGCAGACUGAGGGAAGCCGGGAUCGAGCUGUUUGCCAUCGGUGUAAAAAACGCUGAUGAGAAUGAACUGAAGUCCAUCGCCUCGGCUCCUCACGAGACUCAUGUCUACAAUGUGGCGGACUUCAGCGUGAUGAGCAGCAUCGUGGAGGGUCUCACCAAGACCGUCUGUGACCGGGUGGAGCAACUCGACAAGCAGAUCAAAGGAGGAGAACCUGCCACCCCCAGCUCUGUAGCUCCUCCCCGUGACCUGGUGAUAUCUGACAUCACAGCUCGCAGCUUUCGGGUGAAAUGGACCCAUGCACCGGGCAAGGUGGAGAAGUACCGCGUGGUGUACUACCCCGCCAGUGGAGGACAGCCGGAGGAAAAAGUGGUGCAGGGGACAGAGAGCACUGUGGAGCUGAGCUACCUGAACUCUCUGACGGAGUACCAGGUGGCCGUUUUCGCCGUCUACCGCAGCUCGGCCAGCGAGGCCCUGAGAGGGAGUGCUACUACAUUGGCCCUGCCCACCGUCCACGACCUGGAGCUGUUUGAUAUCACUCACAGCACCAUGAGGGUGCGAUGGGAGACCGCCGCUGGGGCUUCUGGGUACAUGAUCCUCUACGCCCCGCUGACCGAGGGUGAUCCUGCAGACGAGAAGGAGGUGAAGGUGUCAGACUCAGUGAACGAGGUGGAGCUAGAGGGACUGACUCCGGCCACUGAGUACACAGUGACAGUUUACGCCAUGUACGGAGAGGAGGCCAGUGACCCCAUGACCAGCCAGCAGACCACAUUACUAUUGACCCCUGCACGGAACCUGCGCUUCUCAGACGUGGACCACAGCUCCGCCAGGCUCACAUGGGACUCUGGCUCCAGGAUGGUCAAAGGCUACCGCGUCAUGUACGUCAAGACCAACGGAGUCCAGACCAAUGAGGUGGAUGCUGGCCAUGUGACUACCUGGCUGCUGAGGAACCUGACCUCGCUGACCGAGUACACAGUCGGUGUGGUUGCUGUCUAUGACGAGGGACAAGCUGAGGCCUUGACUGACACCUUCACCACAAAGACCGUCCCAGAGCCGCUGGAUCUGAGGAGCAGUGACAUCUCCACAGACAGAUUCAGGGUGUCAUGGAAGCACCCAGCCUCCGACGUGGUGCUGUACCGACUCACCUGGACACCCACUGAUGGAAGAGACAGCAAGGAGGCUUUGGUGAAUGGAAAUGAUAACACCUACGUAAUAGGAGGACUCAGCCCCUCCUCGGAGUACGAGGUCGUCCUGGCCGCCAUCUAUGGAAACGAGGUCGAGAGCGACGAGGUGGUGCUCGUGGAGUCCACGGUCGAAAGGACAACCACUGUUGCCACGACAACCACUACCACAUCAGCUCCUCAUUAUGGUGUGAGGAAUAUCAGGAUUGAUGAGGAAACCACCUUCAGCCUGCGGGUGUCCUGGCAGCCGGUCGACACCAGGAACGUCCGACAUUAUCGGCUGAACUACAUCAGCGCCAGGGGAGACCGGGCGGAGGAGAUGAGGACGGUGCCCACUGGUCAGAACAGCCUGGUCCUGCAGCAUCUGUUGUCGGACACGGAGUACAGAGUUUCUCUCACACCUGUUUACCUUGACGGAGAUGGGCCGACAGUGGCACGGAACGGACGGACACUUCCUCUUUCAGCGCCUAGGAACCUGCGUGUAUCGGAGGAGUGGUACAACCGCUUCAGGAUCAGCUGGGACGUUCCACCUUCACCCACCAUGGGCUACAGAGUCAUCUACCAGCCUUUGUCUGCCCCGGGGCCGGCUCUGGAGACCUUCGUCGGGGAGGAAGUGAACACCAUGCUGAUCGUCAACCUGCUGAGUGGGACGGAUUACAGUGUCAAGGUCAUCGCCUCCUACACCACCGGGUCCAGUGAAGCCCUGACAGGGAGGGCCAAGACACUGUACCUGGGCGUGACCAACCUGAGUACAUACCAGGUGAGGAUGACUGGUGUGUGCACCCAGUGGCAGCCUCACCGACACGCCAGCGCCUACAGAGUGGUCAUCGAGUCGCUGCUCAAUGGUCAGAGGCAGGAGGCGAAGCUGGGCGGAGGAGCCAGUCGGCACUGCUUCAACAACCUGAAGCCCAACACGCAGUACAAGAUCAGUGUGUACACUCAGCUGCAGGAUGGGACUGAGGGACCUGCAGUCAUUGCUAAUGAGAAGACACUCCCCAUCCCGACCCCGGCGCCCACCAGGCCCCCGACCACCACCCCCCUGCCCACAGUGCCCCCUGCCAAGGAAGUCUGUAAGGCAGCCAGAGCAGACCUGGUCUUUCUGGUCGAUGGUUCCUGGAGUAUCGGUGAUGACAACUUCCAGAAGAUCAUCCGUUUCCUGUACAGCACCACUGGAGCUCUGGACCAGAUCGGCCCGGGCGGCACGCAGGUGGCCAUCGUCCAGUUCAGCGACGACGCCCGCACCGAGUUCAAGCUGAACUCGUUCAGCGACAAAGAGCGACUGCUGGAUGCCAUCAACAGGAUUUCCUACAAGGGAGGAAACACCAAGACAGGUCGAGCUAUCCAGCAUGUGAAGGAAAACAUCUUCACGGUGGAGGGAGGAGUCAGGAAGGGAGUGCCCAACGUCCUCGUGGUCCUCACCGAUGGUCGGUCCCAGGAUGACGUCAACAAGGUCUCUAAGGAGAUGCAGAUGGAAGGUUACAUUGUGUUUGCUAUUGGCUUCGCUGAUGCCGACUAUGGCGAGUUGGUGAGCAUCGCCAGUAAACCCAGCGACAGACAUGUUUUCUUCGUGGAUGAUCUGGACGCCUUCAAGAAGAUUGAGGAGAAGCUAGUGACCUUUGUGUGCGAAGCUGCCACAGCCACUUGUCCAUCCAUACCGAUGAGAGGCAGCACAACCCCAGGUUUUCAUAUGAUGGAGCUGUUUGGGCUGGUGGAGGAUCAGUACAGCAGCGUCUCUGGCGUUUCCAUGGUCCCCGGCACUUUCAACACCUUCUCCUGUUUCCAGCUGCACAGUGACGCUCUGCUGGUGCAGCCAACCAGAUACAUCCACCCUGAGGGGCUGCCCUCUGACUACACCAUCAGCCUGCUGUUCAGACUGCUGCCGGACACGCCAGAGGAGCCCUUUGCCCUCUGGGAGAUCCUCAACAAGAACAACGAGCCACUGGUGGGCGUCAUCCUGGACAACGGAGGAAAGACUCUGACGUUCUUUAAUAGUGACUACAAAGGAGAGUUCCAGACAGUAACCUUCGAAGGGCCAGACAUCAAGAAACUCUUCUACGGCAGCUUCCAUAAGCUUCACAUUGCAAUCAGUAAGACGAGCGCCAAAGUUGUGAUCGACUGCAAGACGGUGGCAGAGAAAACCAUCAAUGCAGCUGGAAACAUCACCACGGAUGGAGUGGAGGUUCUGGGCAGGAUGGUCCGCUCCAGAGGCAACACACACACACACACACACACACACACACACACACACAUACACGCCAUAUUCCAGCUGCAGAUCUUUGACAUCGUCUGCAGCACGUCGUGGGCCGACAGAGACAAGUGCUGUGAGCUUCCUGGUCUGAGGAAGGAGGCAGACUGCCCGGCCCUGCCCAAAGCCUGCACCUGCACCCAGGACAGCAAAGGCCCCCCUGGCCCCGCUGGACCGCCAGGAGGCCCAGGAAUCAGAGGAGCCAGGGGUGAUCGUGGAGAGCCGGGACCGGUGGGGCCGACUGGUCCAGUAGGUGAUACAGGUGUACCAGGACCUCAGGGACCCCCUGGACCACAGGGACCCAGUGGACGCUCCAUCAUAGGACCCCCGGGUGCACCGGGAGAGCCAGGACAGAAAGGUGAUGCUGGACAACAGGGAACACAGGGGGUUCCUGGCAGAGCUGGAGCUCCAGGCCGAGACGGACCCCCAGGAUCCAGAGGAGAGCCAGGCAACGAUGGUCCCCCAGGCAGGCAGGGUUCCCCUGGAACUGUUGGGACUCCAGGAGCCCCAGGGGCCCCAGGAAGUACAGGCCCUCCAGGCAAACAGGGGGAACUUGGGCCACCGGGGCCUCUUGGAAGCAAGGGCGAGAAAGGUGAACGGGGUGACUUGCAGUCGGCAGCCGCGGUUCGGCUCAUUCUGUGGAAAUUCUUCCCUUUCCUGUUUUCAGGCCACAUGGUGCACUUCAACUCCAUCAUUAACCACUUACCCAGUCCACAAGUGUCCAUCCGCACAGUUCCAGGACCCCCCGGAGAACCUGGUCGACCGGGUUCUCCAGGACCCCAGGGAGAACAGGGACCCUCAGGAAGACCUGGUUUCCCAGGACAGAAUGGACAGAACGGGCAACCGGGAGAAAGAGGUCAACCAGGAGAGAAGGGUGACAAGGGAUCUCCAGGUGUAGGAGUCCAAGGCCCCAGAGGACCUUCAGGACCCCCAGGUCCCCAGGGACAGGGCAGACCCGGCAGCCAGGGUCCAUCAGGGAGACCUGGAAACCCUGGAGCCCCAGGUCGGCCUGGGGUCCCUGGACCUGUCGGCCCUGCGGGGCCUCCAGGCUACUGCGACCAGAACUCCUGUCUGGGCUACAAUGUUGGAGAGGGUGAGGAUGACACUGACAGCGGCGCUAUCCCCGCAGUCCAACUGCCACCUAGCGUCUACCAGAACUACGGCGAGGUGGAGGAAGAUGACCCCUAUCGCUACUACCAGCCCAACUACCCAGCCCCGCAGCCUGUGUCACCCGACGAUCCUGCGCUUACCGAGGAUGACAUUGAGCUGAGGUCCCCUGGUGUCCAUCGCAGCUACCGGAGCCUGGAGGGGCAGGAGGAGGGAGAUGGGCCGAAGAGAAGACUAAAGAGAGGAAUGGAGGCACUGCAUGAACUAAAUGACUGAGAGGAGGCGAUUGGAGGAUGGAGCACCGCUCGUUGUUUCUGAUUGGGCGGUUUGGACUAAUCAGCAAGUGCCUGAUGUCGAGGAUUUCUUUGGGACAUAGUUGAGGGAACAGGGUGGGGGUAUCAGGUUGGGACGAUCUUAACUCAUCUAUGCCACUGAAUUAACAGUUUGAUGUCAUUUUGUUUAGUUUGUGUUACGUUUGUCUCAGCAGACACAGUCGCUUUAAAAAGAUUGAGACUGUGAAACAUUUGGCCGUCGCUCCUGGUUUUGGCUUUACUAUGGCUGUCGGUUAUUUACCAGGUUGGUUAAGUGCCUCCUAAUUGUCUUACUAGAAAAAGCAGUGGUGAUAAAUCAGUGCAGCACUACAACCUCACACUUGUGCGCAGAACCACAAGCAGCACUGUCACACUCAGUCUUUGUCUGUGUUUACCUGAGGUUUUGUUUCAGCCUUUCAGUUUUACGACCAUAGACGUCCCAGCUCACAUCAGGAUGCAUACGUACACAAAACAAGGUUUAGUUUUGAUUUUAUACACGUUUAGUUAAAGUGAAGACUGGUUGGUGCAGUACGGUGUUUCACCUGCCUACAUGGUGUCCCUGCUCUGCUCUGCUUGACAUGUGUCAGUGUCAGCAGUGCUGCAGUGGCUGCAGACCGGGUGUGAGCUCACAAGAUGGUCAAAAACUACCGGUGAGGUUUCCAGUGUGAACGGCAUGAUGGGAAAUGAUGGGAAAUGUAAUGCUUUGUAUCGUGCCUGCACAGUGAGGGAGAGAGUUUAAAGAUGUUUUCAGAUAAAGUGAUCAGAUUUUAAUGUGUGCAGAAGCUUCAGAAGUAGGUUUAUUAAUUGCCAAACCCAUGACAACACCACACUCGUGUUCUGUUAUUACAUUUUAGCUCCUGUCAUCUCUCUCAUAAAUAAGCUGUAACUUCAGUUUUAAAUUUUUAGGUCUGUAAAGAACUGAUUAGAUGAGCAGAGAUGGUAGAUACCAGAUUCAGCUUCUGCAUGCCCUGAGCAGGUAAACACAAACUGUACAAACACUCAGGGCACUGUUUUGAUGAUCCACAGCGUCUGAACAAGAUGUAUUGGUGCAAGUGGUGUUUGGGUGUGUCCACAUUCAUUUAGGUAAUUUGACGACAAGAAAAAAUGGUUCGCCAUUUGCGCUAAUACAUCUUGUUUAGACGCAGUGGAUCCUCAAAACAGAGCCCCAAUGUCUCGUAUGUGAAUCCCAUGUACCUGUCCAAACCACUUCCUGUCAAGUCAGUAUGAAGGUGAUGUUCUCUCUAUGUCAACAAACAUAAAACACAGACACUUCCUCCAGAUGACUGACCCAGAAAUCCACAGAAAGCAGUGAUUUCUAUCGGCUCCUUUAGUUUGUUUUAAAGGCUCCAAAACUCACUAAACAACAAAAACAUUUAUUUAUGUACAGUUUUGCAUGUUUUUCUUUCCCAUUUACCAUGUGAUGUAUUGUUUCUAUCUCACAGAGCCAUAGACACAUUUUACUGUUACACAUAAGGAUCUUUGUGAGACUUUGACUGACUGGAGUUAUGUUGUUGCCGUACCAAGCUGCUGAUGUUGCUCUGUAUUUGAGAAGGUUGAUAAAAAGAGCAAACAUUAACAGCUCAGUUUGAUACAGCUACUAUGCUUCAGUGUAAAAGCCUGUGCUUUGUGACCAGGUUUUUUGGUCUGGUUGUCACCGGCUGUCAGAGUCUGGGUCGAGGGAUUAGCUGUAAAAGACCUGACAGACUGUAGCAUGACACUGACGGCUGUUUCACACCCUGUGAGCUCUGCUCUGUCUUUGGAUCAUCUUUGGACCCCCUUUCUAACAUUUAUUGCUCAACUCGUGCAAGUUAAGUUCCAGGACGAGACUCUGAUCCCACUCAUUGAUUUUCAUCUUUUAUGCAGAAACUAGAGGCUGAGUUGGAAACAGAAGCAGAAAUAGCAAUGUUUCCUUUUGUUUUACUGCUGGAGACCCAUUAGAUAACAGGAAGCCGAGUUAUUGGGAAGAAGGUGAGCCUUGUUUUUAUCUCUGAGCGAAAUUCAAGCACACCUCUGACCAGGAGGUUUAAGAAAUAAGAUCAAGGAAGUAAUUUAUUUUUUACUUGGUAUUGAUUUUCUCACAACAAUAAAACUGAAGUCCAACUGUU